AUAAUAGUAUCAUCUUCCAGUAAUAUUGUAUCAUCAGAAGAACAUCGAAAGCAACUUAAUUGUAAGCACCAAAAAUGGUUUAGAAAUAAGAAUAGAGAAACUAUUUCACACUUAUUUGAUGAUGUUUCUGAAGAACUUCAAUACUUACUUAAUACUGAAGUUCCUAUAUUUGUAGUUGAACCUAUUGAAACUUCUGCUAUAGAUACUAAUUCUGGUUCUGAUUCUGAUGAUCUCUUGCCUUUACCUAAUACUGAAGUUCCUACAAUUACUAAUCAUGAGUUUAUUAAUACUCAAAUGGAAUUGCUACUCCAAAAUUUCCUCUGUUGUGCUAAUAACAAAGUGCAAUUACCACCUUUACUUAAACCUCUACCUUAUUUACUAAAUCUUUAUACUUCAACUAAUCCUGAUGCAGUUGAAUUUCAUAAACAUGCUAGAGGUUAUAACAGUGCCUUGGCUUGCACAUCUUUUGGUGCUAAUGUAGAUAACCAAUUUUUGAGAUAUAGUAUAGCAAAUUUUCGAAUUCAUGCCCAAGUUUAUCAUUUAAUUGGAUCAUUAUUACCAAAUGAAAGUCGCACACCAGUAUUUGCUCAACUAUAUAUUUAUGAUACUGCAAAUGAAAUUACAAAUCAUCAAAAUGCAAUGCACAAAUUAAAUAAAAAUAUUUUACAAAAUAUUAUAUGUGAUAAUGUAACUACUGAAAUUUCAAUGAUAAUUCAUGGUGAUAGAAAUCAAGAUAUUCGUCGUUAUAAUGCUCCAACAGCUCCUGAUGUAGCUGCAAUAAUGGUAGCAGAGUUUUAUCCUUCAUAUGAUCCACUUCAUUAUGUACUAUUAUUUUCUAAAGAAAAUCUUCAAGAUGUUGCUAAUCGUACUAAAAAUCGUAUAACAAUUUUAACAGCCUGGUUUCAAGAGAAUAUGCAAAAUCUAAUGACACUACAAUCUUUAGAAGGUGAAAGAUAUUACUUACAAACUUUACUUAGUUAUGUAAAAGGUGCAACUAGCUUUGAUGAUCUAAAAACUAUAAAUGAUUAUACAUGUA
Molecule: messenger RNA, 1036 nt
Organism: Dentiscutata erythropus
Lineage: Eukaryota; Fungi; Glomeromycota; Glomeromycetes; Diversisporales; Gigasporaceae
Source: the annotation of a GenBank genome assembly